GUUACGCAACUUCUGUAUGGUGUUACAGUACAGUGUAUUACAAUUUAAAUUUUACUAUUUUGACUUGGAUUUUGAUUGCAAUGCACAGUACGCAGAGGUCUGUGAAAAUGCCAAUGGGAAAUUAUGUUGUAUAAACACCAAUAAAAUGACCCGAGGUGAGCAGCUGUAGGCGGAGCGACAGGUGUGAAGAUGACGGUCGGAUACCAGGAUGGCAGGAUCGUGCCCUACGAGGUGCUGGUGGAGAUAUUCUCGCACCUCUCCUUCUCGGACGUGCUCUCUGCCGGCCUGGUGUGCCGGCUGUGGCACGACGUCAGCUGCCAUGUGCUGCGCCACUCGCGCACCGUCUGCCUGGAGGGCGGUGGUGCUGAGCGGGCCGCCGGCCUGCUGGCCAGUGAGGAAGCCGCACCGUUCACCCGGCUCGUACUGCGUGAGGCCGAUGUGAGCGCGCGCGGCCCGCUGGCCGGUCUCUGGAGCUCCGCCGGACCCGGUCUGAGCGUGCUGCGUCUGCUCGGCUGCACCGUCAAGGAGAGCGACUUGGUGCAGAUUCUCUCCCACUGCGAAGAGCUGGAGGAGCUGGCCCUGGUCGGCUGCGACUCUCUCUUCAUGACGGGCAACAUCCUGUCGCGCGACUCGGCCCAGCAGCUGAGCCUGCCCUCUCUGCGGCGUCUCGACCUGUCGGCCAACCGGUAUCUCUCUGACGCCAUCCUGCAGCGACUUCUGGCGCUCGCGCCGGGCCUCGAGGAGCUCUCGCUGCGCUCCUGUCAGAUCGGCUUCCACCCGGGCAUCUACCGCAAGUUUUAUCCAGGCGGCGGCGCCGGCGCAGUCUCCAGCUCAGUGCUCACAUUUGAGUGUGUGAUGGCGUUCGUACGCGAGCGCGCGGCUGCGGUACGUGCACUCGACCUCAGCGACACAAAUGUGGAGGACGGUGCGCUGGCCGACCUGGCGGCGGUCUCCGAGCUGCGACUGGAGACGCUGCGGCUGGAGGGCUGCCGCGCGGCCACCGGCGCCGGCCUGGCCGCCCUGCUGACCGCCCAGCCGCGGCUCGCUGAGCUGGACCUGAGCGGAACCCGCGCCGACGCGGCCACCACGGCGGCGGCGGCGCGGCUGCCGCGGCUCCGGCUUCUGGCGCUGCGCCGCUGUGACCGUCUGCCGGCCGCCGCACUGGAGCCGCUGGCCGGCGCCGCCCUGCACGAACUCGACCUCAGCGAGAACGAGCGGCUGCCGGCGGACGCGGCGGCGGCAGCGCUGCCAGCCGACGGCUCUCAGCUGCGCCGGCUGCGGCUGCGCGCGCUCAAACUGACGGCCGACUGUGUGAUCCGACUGGCUGACCGGCUGUCGGCGCUGCGGGAGCUCGAUCUGUCACGCUGUCUGACGGGCGUGACCGACUCCAGUCUGCAGGCCAUCUGCCGCCACCUGCCCGGCCUGGAGGUGCUGCGACUGUCAGAGUGUCACCUGGUCACCGACUCGGGUCUCACUGGACUGGGACUGGCCGGCGCCGGAGCCGAUCCGGCCGCGCCGCUCAAACCCAACAAGACAUUCCUGCACGGGGAGGCGGGCGCAGCACAGGAGCCGGCCGAGCAGCCCCCGCCCUCUGCGCUGGUCACACCGCAGCGCAGCCCGCACGCCAUUUCACUGCGCAGCCGGCACGAGCGCGAGAUAUGGAGCGACGCCGGCCGAAAGCAGCUGGUCCAGAGCCAGAUCGAGCUCAACGACACCGGCUCCGGCAUCAGUCUGGUGGACCUGAAAGGUCUGGUGGAGCUCGACCUGUCCCAGUGUAGUCGUGUCAGCGAUAUCGGCGUCACCCACGUAGUGCGUCACGCGGGUCUGCGCCGACUCAGCCUGGCGCACUGCCCGCAGCUGGGGGACGGUGCUGUGGCGCUGCUGGGCAGACACUGCCCGGCGCUCGAGUGGGUCCGCCUGGCAGGCUGCGCGUCGCUCACCGACCGUGGUCUGACCGGACUGGUGCAGCACGCCCGCCGCCUCAAACACCUGGACGUGCAGGGCUGUAUCGAGCUGACGGACGCCUCUGUGCGCGCGCUGAUGACCCAUGGCGCUAGUCUGCAGUACCUGAACGUGACCGGGUGUCGUCAAGUGAGCUGCGCCCUGGUUUCCUGUCUGGAGGAGGCGCUGCCCCGACUGGCUCCAGUCAGCAGGGCCGGACUGGACGGCGCCGAGCCCGGCCACGCGCCGCCGCCGCCCCCGCCGCCCCCGGCGCAGGGCAGGGCUGGCCAGCCACGCCGCCGCUAAAGGCUCCCGCCGCCGCUACCCCCGCCUCCGCCGGCGCAAGGCAGGGCUGGCCAGCCACGCCGCCGCUAAAGGCUCCCGCCGCCGCUACCCCCGCCUCCGCCGGCGCAAGGCAGGGCUGGCCAGCCACGCCGCCGCUAAAGGCUCCCGCCGCCGCUACAGUGCAGCUGAGCUCCCCUGGACAUCCGGGCAGGACCCGGCGUCUUCUGUUGCUACUACUGUGGCUAUCACGGGCUGGGCCCGGUAGGCUGCUGGCAGCGACUCUAUGGUAAUCAACGGCACGCCGUCAGGUGAGAGGCACUCUGGGGAAAAUAUGGUAACCAGACCCGUUACGAGUAUACAUGACGGGUUCUGAGGUUAGAUAGUGAUCUUAGUGCAACGAGUGGAGUUUGUAGUGCAAUAGUAUAGUGGGCGUAGUGGGUGUAUUUUAUUGGCUAUAUUAUCACGUUAGGUGUAUUCAUUGUCGUGAGUUCCGCAAUGACAGCCACUCACAUGUACUCGAACCAUGUCUAAAUCCCAAAGUACUCGGGUGUCCGGUGAAGAUGAACGAAUGACAGUUUUAGUGCUAGUCAUAUAGAUGCAUUACGUAUAUUUUACACCCUUUUCCAGUUGCCAAUGUGCUAAAACGUUGGAAACGCUUUUAGUGGGGCAUUAUUAUUAGCAGCAUCAGACCGUUUCAAUGAGCAAUCGACGGUAUUCUCAUCAUUGUAAUCGAUGGUAUUCUCAGUAGUUCUAACCUAGGAAUCUUUUUUUGUGAUGCGAGUUACUAAAUGUUUGUUAUGUGUGGUCUUCAGCGUGUCCCUUGUGCACGUAAGAGGAUAGCCUUUCGCGAUGACCCCCAUCCCCGGCCGAGGCCGCUGGUCUUCCUUACCCACUGGCGAUGCGGGCGUUUUCAUGUAAUCCCGGGUGUUGUGCUUCCAUAAAUCAGGUGCUGGAUUGUGGACUUCCUUCCUUUAUGGGUCAGGUCGCGUCAGAUAAACGCUGUGACGUUUCCUUCCACCGUAUAGUAAACGGAAACGUGCGGGUCGGUUUACCACCUUUCUCAGGUGCCUUAUAGCAGGCCGAUUGUGACGGCAGAUACCCUGCUUACCUUUGCUGUGUCGGUGACGGGUCCUUCACACAGGGCUGCAUACUGCAUUGAUGAUUGCAUUGAUUGGGACGGGUUUACUGACUAUCAGGCUGAACCUGUGAUCUGUGUGAUCAGAGACCAGCGUGGUCCGUCCGCGCGCUGCAGUGGUGCCUUCUGAUUGUGAGAUUCCUCGACUAAGAUGUGUGACUUCCCUCGUGUGAUUAGAUCACAAUAAUUAACGUACCUUUGCUGCGAUUGUGCUUAAUGUGAUAUGGAUGUGGAUCAUAUAAACAUUAAACAGUCUGAUUGAGGGCAUUGAAUGGAUUGUGAUAACUGUUUUAUUAUUUACUUCUCGUUUCCCGUAGGUCUUGUGUUUGAACAAACUAUUACGCGGUUUAUAUGUUAAGGUUAUAAUGUAUAAUGACGAUGGAUGUUGCAAUAAUGAUGUGGAUAUUUGAUAAGACUUAGAGUAUGUGAUGAUAUAAAGUUGUGAUCAAUAAAUCAUACAGCACGAUUA
Messenger RNA from Amphibalanus amphitrite, 3830 nucleotides. RefSeq names its product dynein regulatory complex subunit 6-like. Gene Ontology annotation, cellular component: SCF ubiquitin ligase complex. Gene Ontology annotation, biological process: SCF-dependent proteasomal ubiquitin-dependent protein catabolic process. The record is from RefSeq and is a predicted model, not a curated record. Bases 190 to 2247 code for a protein of 685 amino acids. The transcript is spliced from 8 exons. Gene Ontology annotation, molecular function: protein binding. Lineage: Eukaryota; Metazoa; Arthropoda; Thecostraca; Balanomorpha; Balanidae.